This is a messenger RNA of Podarcis lilfordi (Lilford's wall lizard), 4276 nucleotides long. The record is from the annotation of a GenBank genome assembly. Lineage: Eukaryota; Metazoa; Chordata; Lepidosauria; Squamata; Lacertidae.
AUUAAAAGAGCAGAAAAAGAGACAGGUAUAGGUAUGCAUCCAUCACCUUCCUCCAUCAAUUGUGGGGGAGGGGUGCAUCUAUAUAAGUCACCACUGCAGUCGUUCAUAAAGAAAAGUUUUUUGCAGCUUCCCUUUCUUCAGAAUGGGGUGGAGGGUGCAUAUCCAUUCCUCAUAUCAAAUGAAGCAUGGGACUGCCUGAGAGGGUAUGUUUAAUAAAGGAUAAGUUGAACCAGUGCCAACAAGAUCUGAACAGGAAGAGCUAAUAAUCUCUGAUACACUAUGUUUUUUUGAAAGGAUAUAUAUUUAGAACACUUGCAGGUGCCAUACUGGGGGGCACUCUGGUGUCUGUGGGUGCCAUGUUGAUGCAUUCUUCAGAACAUACCCUCAUACUGCUGUGGUGAUUCUACAAUGGUGGCUUAGUUGAUAAACACCUCGCUACAAACUGAAACAUACUACAUUGGGGACAGGACCCAUUGGGGAGACCUAGAUUCAAGCCAUCACUCAGCCAGGCUCUGGUUUUUUUUGAACCAGUUACCAAAUGUGGUUCUUUAGUGCACAUUUCUCCUUAUAUAAACCAUUUUGCAAGCAAUUUCCAAUAACAGGAUGCAUUUUUGUAUGUUGUCUCAACUAAUCUAUGCAUUCUAAAGCACAUUUCUCCCUAUUAUAUGCUUUUUGAGAAUUUUGUUGUUGUUGGAGACCUAGGGUACUGUAGCCAAGCCAAGGUCAGUCGGCAAAUGAAGCAAAGAAAGCUAAAUCCCACUGAUUUCAAUAAAGUGCCGCCUUUCAAAAUAUUGUUAAAUGUGUUUUAUCAGUUCAGUAGGGAGGCAAAUGUAUGGUAACUGGAAGAGAAAAGAGAGAGGAGAAGGAAGGUGGGGGAGAGAGAAAGAUACCUUGUUGCCAUCAUUAGCCACAUUCUAAGUGGAUCUCCCAGCAUUCCAUAAACUUAUUAACAUAAUAGGACAGAGGUGGGAUUUGUGACUAAGCAAAGCCAUAAGAAGGAAAUCUCUUAGGCUAUGAGAAGUUAAAGCUCCAGGGUUCUGCUCAUUUAGGAUUUCUUGUUUGACUCUUUUGAAAAAUUACAUCACUCACAUCUGAGCUUCUCAUCAUCUUGAAAGAGGACAGAUGUAGAAGUGCUUCAAUAAGAAUUUUAGAACCAUCCGUGAACUGGAAUACAAGAAAGGGAGGUAUGAGGAGGUCCGGGAAACAAGGUAAGGAAAAAUAAGUAAUAGAAAAUCUGAGUGUUUUUAAUCAUUUUUAUUUUGUAUUUUUUUUUUCUUUUUCAUUUUUUAUUGUAAUAUUUUAAAAAUCCUAAUAAAUAUCUUAUAUAAAAAAAAAGAAUUUUAGAACCAUCCAAGUAUGGAUUUCCUUCUUUUUUUACAGUUGCCUUUAGAAAGCAUGGAGAAUGGGCCAUUGAAAGGUCUACCUUCUCCAGAACUAUCGCAAUCCAAUAACUAGUUAAAAAGAAGAUGUGCAAUGUAAUCGUGUCUGUUCACAAGUAGGCAUUGCUGAAUCCAAUGGGUCUUACUCUCAGGUAAGUGUGUACAAGAUUUAAGUCUCAGGGUCCUAGAUACAUUGAAGCAGGACAUGCUCCAGCCAAAUUUAGUAUGGUGCAUUAACUCAAUUUGAAGGCAGUUCACAUUCACACUAUACAUUUAAAGCACUCUCCUGUCACUUUAACAGUGAUGGCUUCCCCCAAAGAAUCAUUCGAGCUGUAGUUUGUUAAAGGUGCUGUGAGUUGCUGUGGGACCCCUCACAGAGCUACAGUUCCCAGCACCCUUAACAAAUUACAAUUCCUAAGAUAUUCUAGGAGAAAUCAAUGUUUCUCCUAGCAAUGUUUUGCAAAUGUUAUACAGUAAAUGUAUUGUGUGGAUAUGACCAUAAAUUUGGCUGAAACAGACCAAUUAUUUUUUAAAAAUAUAUAUUCAGAGUUGUGUUAUAAGGAUAUGAAGAGAUAUUACAGAAACUGACAACCUGAUUAUGCCUGUGUUAUUGUUUCCAAAUCCAGUUUCAUUAGAACUUGAUAGCUUCAGCUUCUUUUUCUUCCUCCUCCACUAGCUGUCUGCAUUUCAAUAGGUCAGUGACAGUAGUGAGGUCAUCAUUUUUAGUUCAUGUAGGUAUCACAUACUUUUAAGUACAACCCUAUAUUACAUAGAGGUCAAUUGGGAAAUUCCUAUUUGUCAUGAUAUUUGACUGUAUUCUGAAUUAGCAAUGGAGUAUUUUGGUAACAUAUAUUACCUUUUUAGAGAGUUAUGCUUUAUCUCUCAAUCUUGAAAACCAUAGAGAAUAGCUUGAAUUGGUUUUAUUAUUAAUUGAAAAUAUAUAAAUUGAUGCUAGACUCACAAUCACAUUUCAACUAGAAUAAAACCUGAAGUGUAUUUUGACAGUCCUGUACUAUGUAUAGCAUCCAGUGCUGUCUUCCCAGCUCUACAACAUAAAUUAGUGUUUGCAAUGCGAGUUCCGGUUUCUCUUCCCCUUCCUUCAGCUUCUCAUGCACAUUCCAAAACCUGGUCCUGAAGGUCCCCCAACCUUCCAGAGCAGAUUUUUGGCUGUAUUGGGGCUGCAGUGAGAAGGAAAGAAAUUUUAAUCUCAGACCAGGAAAUGGACCUUCAGCACACAAUCAAAAUUACAAGCCACUAGUAAAUGCAAGUAAGAUGUUCAAAAUGAGCAACAGAUGCUCUCCUGAAUUGAAGAACAAUAGCAAAGGCUGAAUAAAUCUCUGCACACAUUUUAAAACGUCAUUGAAAUCGUUAAUAAUCACAUGAGUAAGAAUCUUGUGACUAUUUUAUUAGCUGCUGAUCUACUUUUCAUCUGAUUUGCCCCGUUACUGAUUUCAGAAUUUCCAGAUUGUUUUUUUAGACUAUGCCAUAAUUACUAGUAUAAGUGGAUUUAUUGAUAUGACUGAUGUCACUUUGCAUGAAUCAGUUUCACUGACUGUUCCCCCCACCCCAAGAAUUGUGCUUAGAAUACUUUGUUUUUAUUAACAGCGGAAGCAGCAAUUAACUUACAGAAGAAUGUGGAACCAAACCUCACAUGUAGAAUUCAUAAUUAUGGGUUUCCCUGAACUUCCACAGCAUCAGUUAUAUUUAUUUGCAUUUUUCAGCACCAUCUACCUUCUAACUCUUCUGGAAAAUGUCCUCCUCAUUUUGACCAUUUCAUUGAACAACCACCUUCAUACUCCCAUGUACUUCUUCCUAGGAAAUCUCUCUCUUUUGGAAAUAUUCUAUGUCUCAGUAACAAUGCCCAAAUUGUUAUCAAAUCUGUUGUUGGGUGAGAAGACAAUCACUUUGGAGGGCUGCAUCACUCAGCUGUAUUUUUUCUUAUCUUUGGCUUCUUCUGAAUGCUUUCUCUUGGCAACUAUGGCCUAUGACAGGUAUUUGGCCAUUUGCUACCCAUUACAUUAUGCAACACUCAUGAAUCACAGAGCAUUCACUGUCUUGAGUCUGGUUUCCUGGCUAGGUGGCUUCCUGGCUUCCUUUCCAUCAGUGUUGAUGAUCUCCAACUUGCAGUUUUGCAGGAAAAAUACAAUCAGACACUUUUUCUGUGACCUCUCACCUUUGUUGAGGUUGUCAUGCACCGACACUUCAUCCAUUGAGAUGUUGGAUUUUGGGGCAGCUUUAGCAGUCCUCAUGACUUCACUGGCUGUCACUGGAACAUCUUACGUAUGCAUCUUUUGCACAGUUGCAAAAAUUCCCUCCGUCAAAGGGAAGCGGAAAGCUUUUUCCACCUGUGUCUCACACCUGGCAGUUGUUUCUAUGUUCUAUGCCACCACCAUAUUCAUGUAUGCACGACCCAAGGCCAUCGGAACCUUUGAUCUCAACAAGCUGGUGUCCAUCCUCUACACAGUGGUGGCACCGUUUCUCAAUCCUAUCAUCUACAGCCUUAGAAACAGGGAAGUGAGGAAGGCCUUAAGGAGAGCUUUACAUAACUCAGCCAUGUUAUCAAACUGUUUUCAAACAGAGAAGCUAAAGCCAUCACAAAACUGAAAAUUACCAAAUUCAGAUACCUUCUCCAUUCACCAUCAAGCUUCACGUGAUAACUUGUGCAAUGAUAAAAUACAUUGGAAACUACGAAAACAUUAAGAGGUUCUGAUAUGUGGCCUCUGUGAUUUCAGGGUGGGUUUCAGAAAGUUACAUUUCAUCUAAGUUUUAAUUUGUAUUUUUUUAAUUGUUGCUAUAUUUGUAUUGUUCCUGUUAUACCUAAUUGCAAAUUCAAAUGUAUCCCUAUCGUGUUUUAUGACUUCCUUGAUAUUGUAUGUGGGCUGGAACUGGUCUGUGAC